This is a messenger RNA of Mizuhopecten yessoensis (Yesso scallop), 11373 nucleotides long. RefSeq names its product deleted in malignant brain tumors 1 protein-like. The record is from RefSeq and is a predicted model, not a curated record. The coding region runs from base 271 to 9657 and encodes 3128 amino acids. Gene Ontology annotation, cellular component: membrane. The transcript has 31 exons. Lineage: Eukaryota; Metazoa; Mollusca; Bivalvia; Pectinida; Pectinidae.
UGUUUUUACACUAGCUUGACACCUGUGUUCAGCGAAGCGUAUCGCCACGAUCAGGUAACCAGAGGGCUUUCCUAUAUCUCCUAGAUCCUCUAAGUGGACUGUUAAAGCUGAUGUUCUGUUUAGUAACUCUGUGAUUGUGUGUGGAAAUACCGGAAUUCUUUAUUUUGGAUUUUAUUACGACUGUAUGGAUGUUACAGAGCCCAAUAUCUGUUAUUACCUGUAAUUAGUGGGAAUAACAUACCGGUAACAGCGCGUGUCGUAUGGUCCUGUAUGUACACAACAGGGCACAUGGCACACAUUUACAGAAUACUGCUGCCUCUUUGUGUGGGUAUCCUGUUCCUGGGAUUCGUGUGCUGCCAGUCUGCCAAACCAUCUACCAAAGUACUGUAUUUGAGAUUACGAGACGGCUCCGACCCAACCAACGGUCGCGUGGAGAUUUCCAAGGACAACGUUACAUGGGGGACGGUGUGUGACGACUUCUGGGACGGCGCGGCGGCCGACGUCGUGUGUCGCCAGUUGGGCUUAAAAUGGGGCAUGGCCCACCCUCUUGCCCACUUCGGCCCCGGACCGGCGGAACUGCCAAUAGUCUUGGACGAGGUGAUAUGUGAUGGAUCGGAGGAGUCACUGCUGGACUGUCGGACCAACCCCUGGGGCCAGAAUAACUGUAAUCACCAGGAGGACGCAGGCGUCUCGUGCUACAGAGAUAAGGUUCGUCUGACCAAUGCCAAACUCCAGCCUAAUGUUGGGUCUGUGGAAAUUUUUUCGGACCACCGCUGGGCAGAGGUAUGUAGUGACCAGUCCUGGGAUAAUACAGACGCAGGCGUGGUGUGUCGUCAACUGGGAUACACCUCCGGCCGAGCUCUGUCAAACGUGUCGAAAGACUCGGCCGAGUACGAAAUCUGGAUCCUUUACAAGAAGGCCUACUACAACUUCACUUGUCUUGGCAACGAGACGACGCUGAUGAACUGUAACAGGAAGCGAUUCUCGUCGUCAACCUGUCAUCACAACUUCAUGGCAGGGGUCAUCUGUUACGACACCCCACUCGAUAUGGUCAACAACACGUUUGACAUCAGGUUAUCGAGCGGCCAUUACGGUACAGUAGAGGUGCACCACCUAGGAGUAUGGGGCCACGUAUGUUACAAUGACUGGGGAUCAAUAGAGGCGUCACUUGCCUGCACCCAUAAAGGCUAUGCGGGCGGAGUAAUGUACGGAACCAAUAUUACAGUAGACAAGAUCGGCUGGAUGCAACACCGUCAUUGUGACGUCAGCGACACGUCAUUGGAAGCAUGCCUCGAAGAUGAACAAGGCGUGUGGACACCAGUGUUUAACUGUAGGGCUGCAUCCGUCCUUUGCUACAAGCACUCAGCUCCCGAGAUCAGCAUUACAGACAAACAUAUCGGACGUGUGGACAUCACCUAUGACGGCCAGAUUGGAACUAUAUGUGGUACGGACAGGUGGACAGACAAGAACGCCGCCGUGUUGUGUCGCCAGAAGGGCUUCGCGGACGGUCACGUCUUGGCUAGUGUCCCCAAGGGGAAGGGCAAGUUUUAUAUGUCUUCGGUGACAUGUAAGGGUACUGAGAAGUCUCUACUGUUGUGUAACAACACCGGUUGGGAGGAAGCUACGGACCCCGAGUGUCUUUCCCAUUCACUUGAUGUUGGCGUGGAGUGCUACAGACACAUUCGUCUCAGUCGUCAGAUGUCGGCGUCCACUGGGUUCGUAGAGGUGUACCAGAACGGGUCGUGGUUUGGACUGUGUGGGUCGGGAUUCACUGACGUCAGCGCCAGGGUAGCAUGUGGCCAGCUGGGAUACGAGAACGGGAAAGCGCUGCCCCAGGGUGGGUACGGCAAAUUCUACUUCAAGAUCGUUAGAGCCGGUCUUAAUUGUACCGGGGGUGAGAACUCAAUCCUCGACUGUCCCUACAACAAAGACGCCGUCUGCGCAAACCGAUACCAUGGAUACGCCGUGGUGUCCUGCUUCAAUGGAUCAGCAUCGCAAGACGCCAUGAUCUCGCUUCAAUCACGUGAGCCAGGGAAGACUAGUUAUGGUCGGUUGUCUGUGUUCCGGUACAACGUGGCCGGCCAGGUAUGCUCCUCCUUCUGGCUAGACACCAACGCCGACGUGUUGUGUCGCAGUCUUGGUUACAAGGGCGGCAGGGCUACCAACUACCACCGGGACCAAGGCGUACCCAUCGUGGUGACGGACUUCAUGUGUAAGGGCACAGAGUCCGCGCUUACAGAGUGUAAAGAAGAGAUGGGUAUCUGCUACAGUAACACUGUGGCUGGAGCCGUGUGUUAUAACCAGUAUGAUCUCAAGGUGAAGCUUGUAGGUGGCGAUCAUUACUUUGGACGAGUUGCCAUGACAAUAGAUGACGUGGAAGGCUUGGUAUGUGAUCGGAGCUGGGGUCAGAACGAGGCUGAUGUGGUUUGCAAGGAGCUUGGCUUCGUCAGUGGGGAACCCUAUGACGUGGCUACAAGUAAAGGCGAGGUGUUUCUGUCAGACGUAUACUGUACCGGAACAGAGGCCUCCCUCAUCGAAUGCCUGUCCAGCGGAUGGCGCUCCACAGACAGACAGUCCUGUGGGACCGGAUAUAACUCUGUUGGAGUGUACUGCUUCGGCAACGUGCGUAUCGUAGGCGGAAAGAAGACGCCGACUUUCUUGGCAGGACGGGUGGAAAUGAUUCCUGCUAAUAUGACACGCUGGGUGAGCGUGUGCGCCGACGGAUUUCACCAGACAGAGGCAGAAAUAGUUUGUCGGGAAAUCGGUUUUAGUUCGGCACAGGUCCUGGCUCCAGGUUCGUUCGGCUCCAUCAACUCCCUGAGUUAUGUUUCCAAUACGAAGUGUAAUGGAUCGGAAAGCUCUUUUCGAGACUGCGUCAGUGACACUCAAGGAAUAUGUGUGUCUCCCUCCUAUAACUACGCAAGCAUUCUUUGUACCAAGGCGGAUGCAGACCCAGAUACGAAGGUAUACCUGACAGAUGGGUACCAUGGAAUGGUGUUGGUAGAAAGGUACGGUAUCAACGGCACCAUCUGUGCGGAUGGCUGGGACGAGAGCGACGCUAAUGUCACGUGUCGGUCGUUUGGGUACGCAGGGGGCGUGGUGCUAGGUCCUCCCGAAGUUUACUCACGAGGUAUGCCCGUCUGGUAUACUGACUUCCAGUGUGUCGGUACGGAGAACCACCUGACUGAUUGUGAUGUCAAUACUUCCAUCCCUCUUAACUGUAUGCAGUCCAUCAAAAACGCCGGCGUUCUCUGCUACAACGGAACAGGCGUACAGGUUCGUCUUGCCGGUGGAAAGCGACACUACGGUCGCGUGGAGGUGUCAUACGACGGUACCUGGGGUACAAUCUGUGACUAUGACUGGACCAAAUAUGAUGCAAGAGUCCUCUGUAAGCAGCUCGGCUUUUCAGAUGGCCGAUCCUACAAACAGUCGUACUACGGCCCGGGUACAGGUCCUGUGUACCUGUCUGGGAUGUUCUGUGACAGUUCCGAGUCGUCCCUACUCUCUUGUCCCAGCCGGGGUUGGAACAAGGCCCAGUAUUACUGUAAACAGCACGGCCAUGAUGCUAGUGCCUAUUGCUACCGGCCAGUGAGCAGUGUCCCAGGGGAGGACUACGGUGGACUCCAGGUGUGGAAUAAGAACUCCUACGGUAUGGUAUGUAGUGACGGGUUUGACGACCUGGAUGCUACAAUGGCCUGUCGGGACAUGGGCUACGGUGUCGGGGUCAGUCUGUGCUGCUCAGCGUUCGGCGACGUGGACUUCAUGCUGGCUAGAACCAACAUCCAAUGUACUGGUCGUGAGGUCAGUCUAGCAGACUGUCCGUCUGAUAAAGGGGUUGGCUACUGUGAUAGCGGCACGUAUGCCUCCGUCGUAUGCUCGGACAAGGCGCCUUCACUAGGUUACGGCCUGACGCUAGAGAACGGUCACUUCGGGCGAGUACAGGUCAAGUACUUUGACCACGACGGUUACAUUUGCGCUGAAGAUUUUGACGACAAUGACGCCAACGUGAUAUGUAAACAGGCUGGGUUCCUUGGCGGCUUCAGCUACCUGGCUAAGACCAAAGAAAAGUGGGUUCUCUUCAGCAAGGACAUCCGCUGGCUAAGGAACCUCAAUUGUAACGGCACGGAAACGCACAUGGAACAGUGUGGGAAACUUAACUGGGGAAACGUCGGGAAAUGUUCACAAAAGAAAUAUGCUGCGGCAUUCUGCUAUUUAGAUAAAGACAAAGUUGGUCACAAACUAGAGUUGGUGGGUGGUAAAACACCGUCCGAGGGACUGGUCAAGAUCAAGAUCAACGGCACCUGGGGUACCAUGUGUGCCUUGUCAGUAGGGAAUUCGGAGGCCACGGUCCUGUGUCGUCAGAAGGGAUAUACGUAUGGAGUGUACCUAACCUCCAGUACCACGGUAGAUGAAGGCCCGGUCUGGAUCAGUGCCAUCACAUGUCUUGGUAACGAGUCGUCUAUUUACGAGUGUAUGGUGGAUUCGUUGGGUGAGGAACCUAUGAGAACUUGCUCGUCUCAUAAGCACGACGUCAGUAUCAAGUGUUACAGCAACGUGCGUCUGUCCGGAUCAGCCAAACUGUCUAACUACGGACAGCUACAGGUCUACAAUGGGACAGGCUGGUACUCCAUCUGUGACAAGGGCUUUGGUGAGCUGGAUGCCCGAAUAGCUUGUCAGUCUAUGGGUUACCAAGAUGGGCGUGCGCAAUGCUGCUCUGCACUUGGUAACAAGUUCCCCUCUGCAAGACCCGUUGGUAUCACUGACGUACAAUGUAUACUGGAAAACCGGAAGUUUAGCGACUGUAGCCAUAGCUACGGAACUUGUGAGACCGGCCAUUAUGUGACACUUGUCUGUUUGGAUAAUGACACAGCGAACUACAGCAUGGAAGCUCGCGUGCCAGAUUCCCUUUUUUACGGCCCUGUAGAGGUGCAGCGGUAUGGGAUUUGGGGGUCAGUUUGUGACACAGACUGGGACUACAGGGACGCAACGGUGCUUUGUAGAGAGCUUGGUUACAAGAGCGGUAACGCAUCCAAGGAGGCGGCGAGUUCAGACAUCCCAACGGUACUGGGCAGUGUUCACUGUAAUGGGACAGAGAAGAGGCUCCGUGACUGUCCUAUGACUUCCUUCACAGAUGACCACCUUUGUAAUGGCAGAAACACACGGGCAGCGGUCGUCUGCUCCAAAGAUAACGGUGGAGUCCAGUUCCGGAUUGGUGACGAGGUGGACGGAAGUGGUCGGGCAGAGUUACUGGUAAACGGUCAGUGGGGUUCUGUCUGUAACAGACUCUGGGACGACCGCGACGCCGACGUUUUCUGUCGACAGCUUCCGGACUAUGUUGGGGGCAUGGAGGUCCGCCCUAGAUUGGAAGCUGCGCGUGACGUGAGCAUAUGGAUGACGCAUGUCGACUGUCAUGGUAACGAAACAAACUUCCUCGACUGUAAGGCGUCCUGGGGCCUGUCCAAGACGAGAUAUUGUAACCAUGGGACUGACGCUGGUGUCGCAUGCUUCAAAUCAGUGAGAUUGAACCGAGGCAACUACAAAAAUAACGGUAUCUUGGAGGUGUACCAACAAGGAUCAUGGGGAACUGUGUGCUCGAGUGGGUUCCACCAAACGGAAGCCGAUGUGGCAUGUCGGAGUUUGCACGGCUACCAGCACGGUAUGCCAUUGUGUUGUACUCCGUACGGGUACAGCUUUCGGAACGUCGCUGUGGGCCGGUUUGAGUGUGGGGGACAGGAAAAUCACCUGACAGAUUGUAAUAAGACGCAGGUGUAUCGAGAGACCGGAUGUCAUUCUCAAGACUACACCUCCAUCGUGUGUUACAACGGCACAAGAACUAAAGACUACUCCAUACAGCUGGUAGGUAGCUCCUCAUACACGGGACAGGUGAAUCUGACUUACCUAGGAGUGGAGGGGAGGAUAUGUGUCGACGGCUGGGACGACGCCGACGCUAAAGUCGUAUGUCACGAGUUGGGCUACCCUAACGGCAUGGCCUACCACCACUACAAGUCCGAUCUUGUCUUCUUUGAGUACAGUGGCCCCUACUGGACCUCCAAGGUCAACUGUACCGGAAACGAAUCACGUUUAUCCGAAUGUCCUCAUGUAGCUUUAGGGCAGGUCAAGUCCUGCGUAAACAAUUCGUAUGCCGGAGUCCUCUGCUACAAUAACGAUGGUAUAUAUUAUGAGUUGAUGGGCGGAGACAACAGGUACGGUUACAUAAACGUGUCCGUGCGAGGUCAAUGGGGGACAAUAUGUGGUCGAUACUGGGACCGACGAGAGGCCGACGUCUUGUGUCGACAACUUGGGUACAGUACGGGCGAUCCGCGGUAUGGUCCCUACAAUACCAUGGCAACUGGGACGGUGUGGGAGGCCAACUUUCGGUGUCGAGGGAAAGAGGAUAGUCUUAACAAAUGUUCACACGAGGGUUGGAUGGUUAGUCAAUCACAAUCCUGUCUCAGUCACAAGGACGACGCCGGAGUCUUCUGUUACACAAACGUCAAAUUAUCUAACGGAUUUGGAAAGUUAGCACAUACAGGCGCAGUCAUGCUUUAUCGAAAUAACACGUGGCUGCGCGUGUGUGACACUGGUUUUAACGAUCAGUCUGCGCGCCUGGUCUGUCAGGAGCUUGGAUACACCGAUGGACGUGCAAUGUGCUGCUCAGCAUACGGUCGGACAACAGAACAGGUCCAGACCAACUACACGCUGCGGUGCUCUGGGCAGGAGAAGUCUGUUCCAGAGUGUUUGAGAGAAGAGAAGUGUGUGAGCGACCAAUACGCAUCCGUCGUCUGCUUCCACAAGGAGGAAGCCGGUAGUAUAAACGAAGGAAGCUACACGUUUAAGCUGGAGGACAAGAGUAAGGGUCAGGUAUUAGUGGAUCAUCUGGAUGUGCAAGGUCGCAUCUGUGGCUCAGAUUGGGACGACAACGACGCCAAGGUAGUCUGUCGUCGCCAAGGUUACCAGUCCGGCAUUGCAUACCUCCACGACGAGAACUCCGUGAUGGAGGCCAUGAGGGGGCCAUACUGGCUCAGUGGAUUCAACUGUACCGGGAACGAGGCUUCACUGAUCAACUGUCCCCACAACACACAGUUGUCACUAGGAAACUGCACAACGGCACACAUAGCGUCUGUUCUCUGCUACAACGAAACAGGUCUUACGUAUCGUCUAAAUGGUGGCGGAAAGAAUUAUGGGCGCGUGGAGAUCGCCAUAGAUAACACGUGGGGAACAGUGUGUGACGCGUACUGGGACAAUCGGGAGGCUAACGUAUUGUGUCGACAGCUCAACUUCACGGAAGGGGUGGCCAUUGCCGGGGCCGCCUACGGCAUGGGCAAGGGUGCCAUCUGGCUGAGCCAUCUUCAAUGCACUGGACGAGAAGAUAGAAUCCACCACUGUCCACACAGAGGCUUCAACGACCAGUUCACCGAAGCCAGCUGGUUACUUCCGGUCAUUUGUGACUCUCACAGAGACGACGCUUCAGUUUUCUGCUACCAGAACGUGCGUCUAAAUGAAGGUUACAACUCCCCAAUGGGUGGUCUGGAAAUUUACAAGGACGACCAGUGGUACGGUGUGUGUGACGAGGGCUUCACCAACUUAGAGGCGAAAGUUGCCUGUAUAAGCCUGGGACUGAACUACGUGGACGGACGUGCCAUAAACGGAUCGGCCUUCGGUAACCUGACGGGACCCAUAGGAUUCACGCACAUGAAGUGUCGUUCGGGUGCAACAGACAUAACAAAGUGCUAUAGCACGUCCAAUGGCACGUGCAAAAGCAAAAUGUAUGCAUCCGUGUAUUGCAGUAACACCACUGUCGUCGACACGGGUUUUAAGGUUCGGAUUGCCCCUGAUAGUCUAGCCAGCCAGGUUCAUGGUAUUCUGGAGGUACGACAGAACGGAAUCUGGGGCCGCGUGUGUAUGCACGAGUGGGAUGACCGGGACGCUAAUGUGGCCUGUAAACACCAGGGGUACGCGGGGGGUCUGGCAUACCUCCACAUCAUGAAGAACCGUCGCCCAAUCAUGUUGCGCAGUGUCCGAUGUAAGGGUACGGAGGACAAACUAACGGACUGUCCCCACAACCCACAUCCGGACCUCGACAACUGUAAUUUUAAUUCCAACGACGCAGGCAUACUGUGUUACAAAAAAACGGGUAUGAAGUACCGAUUGAAUACCCGUAGGCAGCAGCCUUCGUCGGAGGGUCGCGUGGAAAUCUUCUACGACGGUGUGUGGGGCACAGUGUGCUCAUGGUCGUGGCAGUCGGCCGAUGCUAAGGUAUUGUGUCGUCAGCUCGGAUACCAGGACGGAAUCGUCAGCUAUAACGUGGAAAAGUCACUGCCCCAGAUCAACCGGUGGGUGACCGGCUUCUUCUGUCAGGGCAACGAGAAGACGAUGAUGACUUGUCUUAACACUGGUUUUAACUCCUCCUUCCUGGACGAUCUCUGCAUGUUUAACGAACCAGGGGCAUACUCGGCGUGUUACAACCGUACAGUUAAACCAACAAGCAUUCAUCUGAUCGGCGGCCCGGAUAGGCUAUCAGGCCGGGUGGAAGUUUAUAUAAAGGGACCUAACCAGUGGGGCACCAUUUGCGAUGAUUUCUGGGACGACUUAGCGGCUAAUGUUGUAUGCAGACAGCUCAACUUCGCAGGUGGAAAGGCUGUGAAGGACGCUGCGUUCGGGAGAGGGACCGGACCUAUCUGGUUCGACAAUGUGCGUUGCCUUGGUAACGAGAGCACCAUUUUUGAAUGUAGUCAUCGAGGAAUAGGAACACACAACUGUAACCAUACCGAAGACGUGGGCGUUAUGUGCUGGGACCAUCCAUUGACCACCAUGAGCCCGCAGACUGCAAUGACAACAACAACAUCCUUACCCAAGACAACCAGAGCACCAACAACAACAGCAUUACCCAAGACAACCAGAGCACCACCAACAACAGCACGAACAACCACCACGACCAGGACAACACCAAGGACCACAACUAGACCAACGAUUCUACCUUUUUCUACCACAUCCACACCCACGACAACCAUCGUCACUACCACAACACCUAAACCUACCACUACCACAUCAACUACAACAACCUCUACAACCACCACAUCCACCACACUACCACCCUCCACAACUACCACUACCAUUACAAGUACUACCACCACCACGAGUGAACCUACCAUUGUUACUACUGAAAACGUCACUAUAGACCGGAACUUGACGGUGAGCCCCCACAAAUCUGAGCAGUCGGAAGUGUCUGGUGGCGCCAUUGCUGCGUUUACAGUUGUUAUUAUCGUCAUUCUCACCAUAACUAUACUGGCAGUGGUGUGCUUUGUUAAAGUCAGAAAGUUACGAAAAGCUAAAGUGCCACAUGAGCGUUUUCACGACGAUAUUAUCGAGCAUUCUCAGGAUGGCAGUUUAGCCAUGAGUAACCAGAUGUAUGAUGUAACUGUGCAGCCAUCGGCUAAUGGUUACCAUGGGGACGCACAGAAGGACAACAACGUCACGUUGUCCAGUAAUGGCGAUGCUGUUUACACAAAGCCUAGUGCUGGGCAGAGCGACUCCUCUCACGCAUUCGCCAAUCCUCUCUAUGAUCAAAUGAAAACCGAAAAUAUUUCUGGGAAUAAGUUAGAAGCUUUACCUGAAAAUAAAGAAUUAGAACUUCAUAUAGUGGACUCGCAUGCCUGAUAGUCACUCCAGGACUGACUAAUUGUUGAUUUCAUGUUUGUUAACAGAGUUGUGAUGGACAUUUGUUUACUUAUUUGAGUGUUAUUGUUUAAGAAUUCGGACCACUGUUACAUUGUGUGCUAAUGUGAGACCAGUCAGUGUUACACGUUUUCCCUACAUCAUAUAUUUUCAGAUUUAUCACCACUUGGCAACAUUGCACUGAGGUAUUGUUGAAGCGAGCCUAGCUGUCAGUACUAACUACUGCAGUCUCUGUUCCUGUAUAUAUUUAUAUCAUAAUAUCUAACUGAUUGUUAUUCACAGUCUCAAAUACGUCAAUAUAAAUGUGAUUUUCUUUAAUAUGUUGUUAAAUAUUAUAAUUUUAUAUCAUAUCUGCUUGAUAAAGGCACGUGUGUCGCCAUAGUGAUUGUAGAAAGUGUGUUUGCUGUAGUGUUUUAUGGGGAAGUUGGGGGAGUGAAAAGUUGUGCUAUGAAUAUAAGUUUAAAAGAAGUAGUUUUGCUGUAUUUUUCCUAUUACUCAAAACAAAUGAACGAAAAUACUCGGUUUUUUUUUGCGUUGAUUAAAUAAGCGAUAAAAUAUCCUCACGCAAAUUUUUAAUCUAUAGCUUAUAUUAAGUCCAAGCUAUAAAUAUGACUUUUCUUAGUUAUUAACAUAAUGAUGGAUUUCUUUUACAUAAACUUAUAGCAGUGAAUGAAAGCAAUCCGAUUUUUUAAACUUUUUAUAUCACUUAUUAUACAUAUAAGUGUAUCCAAUCGAAUUUAAAUAUUGCAUUAUGGUAAUAUAAAGGUCAAGGCAAUAACGAAACCUAAGCAAAAAAAUUGUUAACGAAUGUGGUCAAUCAUCGAAGUAAGCUGAACAAUGUUAUAACAUUGUCACACGCACACUAUAACUACAGGUUGUUGUUAUCUGUCGUGUCAUGUUUUCGGUUAAACUAUCAUAAUGUGCUUUUGUUGUAGUUGUAUAAACUAAAUAUUUUCUUUCAUCUCAUUCUGACGCUGUUCUUUCUCUGUGAUCAUGUAAUGAUACCAGUUCCGUACCAUUUUAUAACCACACUAGGUUUUGUUUGGUGUGUUGUUUCUAUGUCGACCACGGGUAAGCAUUAUUUUGAUUUUCUAAAACCAUUUUCACGUUUGAAAUGUUACAUUACGCCGUACAUUAUGUUACUAUGCAUGAGAGGUAAGUUUUCAGUGGAUACUGCUGAAAUGAUAAGUGAACCUAUUUCUUUGGUUGUGAUAUGUGCUCUUCAAACAUUCCAUUCCAUUUACAUAUUGUAUAUUAAUGGUAUGACUCGGUUUUUUCACAUCCUUUGUUCAUCAGUUAAUAAUUCCACAUGUAUUCAUGUAUUAUGUUUGAGAGGUGAACACUACUUUCACUUUGUUAUUGGAUCAUGUAUACCUUACAGACACGCACAUUAGUUUUCUAAUGCAAUUUCUACAUGAUACCGAUUUCUACAUGAUACCGAUUUCUUUUUCUUUUUCUUUGGACCCAGUUCCAGUUAAACGUAUUCCUUAAAUUUAUCUCAAUUGAUGAUAUGUACUUAUAGCGACAUUUUACGCUUUGCCGAUAAAGCUUUUUUGUUUAGACAGUAUGCAUUUGCCUACACACAACCCUAUCAUGUCUGCAGCAAGCUUGUGAUAUUAACUUAUGAUAAUGACUGUAACGAGCUUGUGAUAUUAACUUAUGAAUAGCACUGAUGACAUGUGUAAUAAACUAUUUUAG